Molecule: messenger RNA, 1231 nt
Organism: Serpula lacrymans var. lacrymans S7.9
Lineage: Eukaryota; Fungi; Basidiomycota; Agaricomycetes; Boletales; Serpulaceae
Exons: 10
Coding region: 11-1150 (379 amino acids)
Source: RefSeq, a predicted model, not a curated record
ACAAGGAUGAAUGAAAUAUCAUGAUGGGGCUUAUCUAUGUAGACUGCAUUCGAAGCUGCCCCUAUCAAAUACUCAGCGCUAUAAUGAAAUUUGGAGUCUGGCCCUGAGCGCCCGAGGAAGAAGUCGGUGCCAUCGGUACCAAGGUGCUCAUAACUGCCAUGUCGCCGAGUUCGCGAUGGCGCCGAAUGGAAUUCCUCUGGAUACUGCUGCUAUAGUGUCCACAAUUCUAGAGGGAAUCUUUUACGGGUUUUCUGUGUUGAUGUUCACUUUCACGAUAUGGAUAAUGACGCACAGACGCAAGAGAAGAGAAGUCAAUCGUGUGAUGGUAGCUGUCGCCUGUUUUUUACUUUUGUUCAGUACUGCGCAUAUAGUUAUAAACAUAAUAAGACUCGAGGAGGGUCUCGUGCAAUACAGCAAGACUUUCCCAGGGGGCCCACUAGGAUACUUUUUCGACACUAAACAAUGGAGUUUUGUGUAUAAUGAUCUGAUAUAUAUUCUUCAAACUAUGCUUGGGGACGGCGUAGUCAUCUUCAGAUGCUAUGUUGUUUGGCAAUCGUGGUAUGUUAUCGCUGUCCCGAUGUUUAUGUGGUGUUCCAUGGUUGCUACAGGCAUAGGAUGUGUAUAUUCUCUAUCCAGGUCUUCGAGUCAGGAAGUCAUCUUUGCUCAGCAAACUGAACCAUGGGUCACGGCAUUUUUUGUUGCGACUCUAAUCACGAAUUUUUCUAGUACAUUCCUUUUGGCGUAUCGCAUAUGGAUCGUAGACCGCAGUUCAGCGCAAUUUCGGUCGCAGGGGUCUUCUCCGUGGCCUCUAGCGCGCAUCAUCAUGGAUUCUGGCAUACUAUACUCAAUUUCACUACUAGCGGCCCUUUUGUGCUUCGUCACUCAGAGCCGUGGACAAUACAUUAUACUAGAAAUGCUCCCGCCUAUAAUAUCUAUAGCUUUUUAUGGUGUCAUCAUCCGUGCCACGAUGCCGACAUCGGAUCGUGCGGGUCAGAGUCAGAGUACAAUGAGGUUUAGCCCGGGGAUUAGUCGAACGGAUUGGGACGAACGGGAAUACACGAGUGGGUGUAUGGAAGUUGAGUCCAAUGAAGUCGAAACGAAUAGGAAACACUCUUCUGGGGGGGGUGUGAUUUCGAUACGCGAGCUGUAGCUCUGUGAUAUUGAAUAUUGAUGUCUAGCGUGCGUUGUAUGCUGUCCCACCAGGAUACACAAUAUAUUCGUUUUCAAUGGC